GCGGGUUUGAGCUCAUUUUGAGUCAUUCUCAAACUCUAAUACUAUACGUUCCCCGCGCUUUCUCACUCUCAUUCUCUACUGAUUAUCUUGCUGACGAGAAUAAUUCUGAAACCCUAGAAGAUCAUGGCACCUAAAAAACCUCGCCCUGUGAGUUUUUUCUCUUUUGAGUUUUGAGAUUAAUUAUUUUUUUUCCUGUUCUUCAAAAUUAGUGUAGGUGAGUACGAAAUUUCAGUGUUUCGAUUCUUCGGUCUACAUUCUACCGUCACAGCUUACAAUUAUCAUGUGCCGACUCUCUUGAAUCCUUGGGUUCAGCAGUUGUUCCAACCUUUCCACAAAUGUCACAUGAGGCACAGGGGAAACCCCCUUCAAACAAGAAGAGGAGAUAUGCAGAAGAACGUAUUGAUCAUGGUUCAGCAGUAGCACCAGCCUUCCCACAAAUGUCACAUGAGACACAGAGGAAACCCUUUUUAAACAAGAAGAGGAGAGAUGCAGAAGAGCAUAUUCAUUAUAUUCAUAAGCGGAUAGAAGAAUGCAAACAAAAGCGUAUGAACAAAGCUGAGACUGUCAAGGCCCUGCUCGAACAAGAUCAAAUUAAGGCUAUCUUUACAAGAAAAAUUUGGGAGGCACUGGAAAAGGAAAAUGCUGAAUUUUUCAAUUCCUACUACUUGGUGUUAACUAUGAUGGGGCAAAUUAAGAUGUUCAAUGAAUCACUUGCAAGACAUUGUGCCAUGAAAAGAGCACAAAAUCUUCGAUCAAUGCAGAAUAUUGCUCAUCCUGUUGCUGGAGGCCCUGUUCCUCAGCAGCCACCAACUCAAGCUCUUGGGAAACCCCAAUUUAAUGGAAUCCCUCUAGUGGACUGCUUUCAUGCUACACGAGUGAAUGGGGAUAGGUGUAUAGCAGGGUCAGUACCUGUUAACCCUCCUAGUUAUUCCAUGUCAGAAAGGGAUUUGAGUCCUGCAUCAUGGGCAUCCAUUGGCCACUUCAAUUCCACUCAAACAGACGUGUUACGAAUGAAUACAGCGGCAGAUGAUCCAGUGCCUGUCAACAAUAAUAGUGAUUUCAUGUCAGAAAUGGAUUUGUGUCCAUCACGGGCAUCCAGUGCCCACUUUACUUCCACUCAAUCACAGAUGUUAAGAAUGAAUGCAGUGGCAGAUGUAUCACAAUGUCUUCCUCCUGAUUCAGAUAUUUUGCUUCAGCAGCUCAUCGGAGGCCCUGUUCCUCAGCAGCCACCAACUCAAGCUCUUGGGAAACCCCAAUUUAAUGGAAUCCCUCAAGUGGACUGCUUUCAUGCUACACGAGGGAAUGGGGAUAGGUGUAUAGCAGGGUCAGUACCUGUUAACCCUCCUAGUUAUUCCAUGUCAGAAAGGGAUUUGAGUCCUGCAUCAUGGGCAUCCAUUGGCCACUUCAAUUCCACUCAAACAGACGUGUUACGAAUGAAUACAGCGGCAGAUGAUCCAGUGCCUGUCAACAAUAAUAGUGAUUUCAUGUCAGAAAUGGAUUUGUGUCCAUCACGGGCAUCCAGUGCCCACUUUACUUCCACUCAAUCACAGAUGUUAAGAAUGAAUGCAGCGGCAGAUGUAUCACAAUGUCUUCCUCCUGAUUCAGAUAUUUUGCUUCAGCAGCUCAUCGGAUGCUCUAUUCCUCAGCAGCCACCAACUCAAGCUCUUGGGGAACUCCAAUUUAAUGGAACCCCUGUAGUGGACUACUUGCAUCCUACACGAGUGAAUGGGAAUAGGUGUAUAGCAGGGUCAGUUCCUGUUAACCCUCCUAGUUAUUCCAUGUCAGAAAGGGAUUUGAGUCCUGCUUCAUGGGCAUCCAUUGGCCACUUCACUUCCACUCAAACAGAGAUGUUACGAAUGAAUACAGCGGCAGAUGAUCCAGUGCCUGUCAACAACAAUAGAGAUUUCAUGUCAGAAAUGGAUUUGUGUCCAUCACGGGCAUCCAGUGCCCACUUUACUUCCACUCAAUCACAGAUGUUAAGAAUGAAUGCAGCGGCAGAUGUAUCACAAUGUCUUCCUCGCGAUUCAGAUAUUUUGCUUCAGCAGCUCAUUGGAUGCUCUAUUCCUCAGCAGCCACCAACUCAAGCUCUUGGGGAACUCCAAUUUAAUGGAACCCCUGUAGUGGACUACUUGCGUCCUACACGAGUGAAUGGGAAUAGGUGUAUAGCAGGGUCAGUACCUGUUAACCCUCCUAGUUAUUCCAUGUCAGAAAGGGAUUUGAAUCCUGCAUCAUGGGCAUCCAUUGGCCAAUUCAUUUCCACUCAAACAGAGAUGGCUGAUGGUCCAGUGCCUGUCAACAACAAUAGUGAUUUCAUGUCAAAAAUGGAUUUGAGUCCUGCAUCACGGGCAUCCAGUGCCCACUUUAUUUCCACUCAAUCACAGAUGUUAAAAAUGAAUGCAGCGGCAGAUGUAUCACAAUGUCUUCCUCCUGAUUCAGAUAUCCUGCUUCAGCAGCUCACCGAUAGCUCAUUGUUUGCUGAAUGUAUGACUCCUAUUCCGCCGGUACUGGAUUGAAUGAAAGAGCAAAAUUCGUCUAAAAUGUGCUUCUGGGGUUUCAUUUCGGCUUCCACACGAAGUGUAGAUAGUUUGCCGCAGAGUACUUUUUGUUCCUUCAGAAGUUAUUAGGAUUUUUUGGUAGUUAUUAGGAUUUUUUGGUACAUAGUUUAGUUUGCUGCAGAGUUCUUUUGGUUCCUUCAGAAAUUAUAAGGAUUUUUUGGUACAUAGUUUGGUUUUUGUUGAUUCUGAUGCUGGAUUGUUAAUUUCUUUAUUUAGUUUAUACUCAAACUCUAUGAUGCGUGUAUAUAGAAUAUAUAUACAUAAAAGCAUGUGAUUGAUUACUCAGGAUAUCUGGUCUGUCAAUAACUCAGGAUUAAAGCGCAGAGGAACACUGCCUUUUAAUCAUAAUUCAUAUAUUUUUACACUCAUGGUUAUGGCUAUUCCUAU
Molecule: messenger RNA, 2942 nt
Organism: Malania oleifera
Lineage: Eukaryota; Viridiplantae; Streptophyta; Magnoliopsida; Santalales; Ximeniaceae
Exons: 14
Coding region: 336-2513 (725 amino acids)
Source: RefSeq, a predicted model, not a curated record